CUAAAACCCUCCCUCCUCAUGCCCUCCGUACUUGUUGCUCCUCCUGUUUUAACUCUAAAAGAAGAGGUUCAACUCUGUGUCUUCAGUUUGAUCGUAGACUCUUGCUGCUCCUUCCUCUCAACUUUAUCUAUUCACAUUAACCCUCCUAAGAAAUGGAAGAAAUGGGAGAAAUGAUUGAGGAAAUUGAAGAUUACGUUGACGGGGCCGACGAGGCUGCAGGAGACUUGACAGAAGAAGAAAAGGCAGAACUAGAGAGGGAAGUGGCUGAAGCUAAAGAGGCCGUUUCUGAGCUUUCACAAACUUUCCAGAGUUUCAAAGAAAUCCUUCACAAUUUAAAACCAGUCUUAUGGUCAAUAACUAAAUGGUUGGCAGAAAACAUCGCUAUUGCCGCCGUGUUCUGGGGAGUAAGUACCGGUCUGAGCAGACUGACCAAGGGGGAGAGUUCUAAAGAAAAGAAGAUGAAACGUGAUGUGAUUAGUGCUGUGAUCAGAGUGAUCAAGAGUGAAACUGACCUGAGCCAGAAGGCGCUGACGUGGACCAAGGAUCACCAGGAUGACACGAUCACCCUGGAGGGCUUUCCCGUUCCUCUGGAAUCCAUCAUGGCCAAAUAUCUCACUCCAGUAUCGACGGCUGUUGAGGAAGCCUUCCAUAUUGCAAAGAGGCUUCAGACCAAGAUUGGUGGGAAAGUGCAGCCGAAGCUCCCGAACGCAGGAGAUAUAACGGCGUUCCUCACCGCCGCUGCAGCUUUUCACCAGAGCUUCAGUCACCUGAUCAAGUUCAUUUCUGAAAACAAGGACAGGUUUCAGCAGCUGGCUAGUUUUCCAGUGACACAGGCAGACAUGGAGGAGCUCAGUCGCAGAAUUGGAACAGCUCAAGCCUUGCCACUGUGGUAGAGAACGGAAAGAUGUAACUCCAAGAAAGUAAGAAAAUGUAUUUAUCAGGCACUUUGGAGGAACUCAUGUUUGAAACAUUCAUUUCUGGGACCUUUUUUUAUGGGAAAACAUAUUUUUUGAGGUGUUCUGUCACAUGUCAGGCUUUAAAGGGUUACCGUAUUUACUGGACUAUAAGCCGCUACUUUUUUCAUAGGUUUUCAACCAGCAGCUUAUACAAAGGUGCAGCUUUUCUGUGGAUUUUUCUUCCAGCGCUAGGGGGAGUGCUAACCGGAAUUAGAAUAAAAACUAAGACAGAAUAAAUACAAAAAAGAAUACACUACUUCUUCUUCAGCAGAUAGAAGUAGAAGCAGAUUUCAAAGGGAUAAAUAGAUAAAUAAAUACUGGUUAUUUUCUCUUGGUUCUGUCCCGUUUUAAUCAGCAAAGUUGCUGCCGUGUUAAAAGACACUGUUAAAGGAUCUAUUUAGGUACAAACAUGUACAUCAUUUACAGUUCAGAAUCCUUCUGUACAUGUAGUAAAUAUCUAAUCUAACAACAGAAAUAUCUGCGGCUUGCAUAGCUUUUUUUUUUUUAAAUAGAGCGGAUGCGGCUUAUAUACAGGUGCGGCUUAUAGUCCAGAAAAUACGGUAAUUAAUAACAUGAAUUUAGUUUUCUGCACUUGACUUAAUCUCUGUGUUUUGGUUGUUUCCUGCCGUUAUCAGAUAGUUCUGAUGUUUACGACCAUAUGAUACAAGUUCAUAUUUGGGUUUUAGGUUUUACUUGGAGAGCAUCUUUCGGACUAAAUGUUUGAUUUUUUUUAAUUUUCUUUCAAAAGUCUGAGCAUAAUGGAUGAGCAAAUGUUUACUAAGACUGCAAUGAAAUAAAGCAAAUAUGAAAAGCAUGUUUGUGUACCAGUGUGUGACCGAGCGUUAUCUUGUAAUAGUCAGGGGGCAAACCCUAAGAUUGAUAACUCUGCUCACGCUUCUGGGUAAAGUUUGACAACCUCAUUUCUUUGUUAGAAGGAACCCCUAGGAGGAAUAAUAGGGCUGUUUCAUCUUGGAUUGUUUUGCUGGUGACCACUGGAGGCGCUGUAACAUUCAAAUACUCAAUUCAUGCAUAUGGUCACAAUAAUGGUCCAAAUGUACAGUUUAUAUGCAAAAUCUUCAAUGUUCAAGAUUUUAUAUUUAGGGAAACGGAUAAAACAUCAAUUGAAAAACUUUUUUUUAAUUGUAUUGCUAUAUUUUGUCCAAUAUUGGUUAAAAAUAUGACUUUUUUAUAGGCGUUUUUAACACACACAUAAUAAGCAUCUUUUUUCUUUUUUUUGCAGUGAAACACAUUUUCUAUGAAAUCCUGUGUCAAAAACGUAUAAAAAAGUGAUAUUUAGUAUCCAAUAUUGGCUAAAAUAUUACAAUAUGAUUCAUAAAGGCUUUUUUACUCUUGUUUUAUCUAUUUCCUUAGAUAUACAAUGUUUUCAUCUUGACAAUUAUGCAUAUAAAUGGUACAGGUUGACCAAAACUGACCAUAUGCCUGAAUGGAGAACUUGAAUAUUCUAGCGCCUCUAGUGGUCACCAGCUAAAACAUUCAAGAUGACAACACCCCUAAAAUUCCUUCUAGAGAUUUGUUCUAACAAAAAAAAUAGGUUGUCAAACUUUACCCAGACAUGUGAGCAAAAGUCUUAACGGAGGCUUUUUCUAAAGUUGCCCCUUGACUAUAAAUGACGGGGGGAUUUAGGCGGAGGGUUGGGGUUGGUCAGAGGAAAGGAGGAGGAACUUGUAGAAACUUCUCCUAAACUCCAGCAGUGAAUCACACUCUCCAGCACCAACAUGCUACUGCUACUGUAGUUAUUGUAUUUAUUUACAGUAACUUCUUACACUGUUUCAUAGUUCACUUUUUAUUAACAGUUCAUUAUUUUCAGUUUAUUUUUCUACUACUCUACUUACACUUGUUUACUUUAUUCCCAGUAAUGUAUCCUGUCAUACAGUUGUUCAUUACUGCUACUGUGAUACAGAUUACUUAUUGUUAUAAUAAUUUAUAGGAUAACUGCUGUCACUAUGCAAACAACAAAGUUCAAGAAUGUUUCUAUUUUCUGAAAGGUGUGUAAAUAAAAGU
Messenger RNA from Cololabis saira (Pacific saury), 2978 nucleotides. RefSeq lists its product as uncharacterized. The transcript is spliced from 3 exons. NCBI's taxonomy places the organism in Eukaryota, Metazoa, Chordata, Actinopteri, Beloniformes, Belonidae. The coding region runs from base 153 to 893 and encodes 246 amino acids. The record is from RefSeq and is a predicted model, not a curated record.